ACGCUGUGGGCCGGCCCUUCAUCAAGGCUUUAAAAGUCGGCUCCAGAGCCGGCUCCGUCAUUCCAGAGCCUCUAUUUCAGGCUGUAAUACAAGUGUUGAAGCACAAUGGCCCGGACCAAGCAGACAGCGCGCAAAUCGACCGGAGGGAAAGCUCCUCGCAAACAGCUGGCGACCAAAGCGGCGCGGAAGAGCGCUCCAGCCACGGGCGGAGUGAAGAAGCCUCACCGCUACCGGCCCGGCACCGUGGCUUUGCGGGAGAUCCGGCGCUACCAGAAAUCCACCGAGCUGCUCAUCCGUAAACUGCCCUUCCAGCGCCUGGUGCGUGAGAUCGCUCAGGACUUCAAGACAGACCUGCGCUUCCAGAGCUCGGCCGUCAUGGCCCUGCAGGAGGCCAGCGAGGCUUACCUGGUGGGGCUCUUUGAGGACACCAACCUGUGCGCCAUCCACGCCAAGCGAGUCACCAUCAUGCCCAAAGACAUCCAGCUGGCCCGCCGCAUCCGCGGGGAGCGCGUUAAACAUGUAGCCGUGAGUACUUGCACGGACCCAAGCUAUUCCGCCUUUUUGAUUGAGAAUCUUUACUUCGAACUGGUAUACUUGGUCACCGCCUUUGUCCCUUCCGACACGGCGUGCUUGGCCAGCUCCCCGGGCAGCAGCAGGCGCACGGCGGUCUGGAUCUCCCGGGAGCUGAUGGUCGAUCGCUUGUUGGAUGCGGUCACCUACACCGGGCACGCCAAGCGUAAGACGGUCACUGCCAUGGAUGUGUUGUACGCUCUGAAACGCCAGGGCCGCACUAUCACAAUGGCCCGGACCAAGCAGACAGCGCGUAAAUCGACUGGAGGGAAAGCUCCUCGCAAACAACUGGCGACCAAAGCGGCGCGGAAGAGCGCUCCAGCCACGGGCGGAGUGAAGAAGCCUCACCGCUACCGGCCCGGCACCGUGGCUUUGCGGGAGAUCCGGCGCUACCAGAAAUCCACCGAGCUGCUCAUCCGUAAACUGCCCUUCCAGCGCCUGGUGCGUGAGAUCGCUCAGGACUUCAAGACAGACCUGCGCUUCCAGAGCUCGGCCGUCAUGGCCCUGCAGGAGGCCAGCGAGGCUUACCUGGUGGGGCUCUUUGAGGACACCAACCUGUGCGCCAUCCACGCCAAGCGAGUCACCAUCAUGCCCAAAGACAUCCAGCUGGCCCGCCGCAUCCGCGGGGAGCGCGCUUAAACUCGGAACCAAGGACAACAAAA
Molecule: messenger RNA, 1232 nt
Organism: Leucoraja erinaceus (little skate)
Lineage: Eukaryota; Metazoa; Chordata; Chondrichthyes; Rajiformes; Rajidae
Exons: 5
Coding region: 106-1209 (367 amino acids)
Cellular component (GO): nucleosome
Molecular function (GO): protein heterodimerization activity; structural constituent of chromatin; DNA binding
Source: RefSeq, a predicted model, not a curated record